AUUGGACAACGUACUAUUAUGCUAUUCAGAAGCACUUAGACCGUUGACAGGGGAAAGACCAACAUUUGGAUACGGGAACAAUGGCGACGGAAUGAACGAUGGGGCACAAUGUAUGGAUUACCUCCAACUCGUAGUAUAUGUUCCCAGCUCGUAGAACGCAUGGAGGCGGUGCAACUGUGUUAGGAGCAGUGACGGUAAGCAGGUUUUCGCUGCCCAUCAGGCCGUCACGUCCUAAGAUUCUGAACAUGACCAAAGCAGAAAUGUACAGUCCAGUCCAGUCCGGCACAAAUGCACAAUGGCUGCGGCACAGCUGCAGAUCACGAUAGGUUGCCGUUGUCGCUGCACAUUUUCGAAGGUUUGUAAACUCAGGAGGCACCGGCGAUUGUAACGAACUGAGCUGACAGUGCGGAUCACGGGAUCAGUCAACUCAAGCACACGCAACACGUAUAUAUAUAUAUAUAUCGCGGCCUACCGUUCAAACGUGGCCACAUGCGCGUGCCAAUUCAAACGAGUGGAGCAGCAGCUAACUUAGCCAUUGCAAACAUUGCCAUGGAGCAGAGCGGCCGCGUCGCCGUGCCGCUCACUGCCUUAGCACUCCUCGCCGUCGUAGCCGCCGGCGUCGCGCUGCCGCCCGCUCCUUCCUCCGGCACCGGCAUCCAAGACGGCCGCGGCAGCGAGCACUCACUACGGCACGUCCCGGACGAACCCCAGAAGGCGCCGCCGACGAGUGUCCAUGCUCGACCAAUCAACAAGAAGGUGACGCGAGGCAAGAUCGAGGCCGGCUUAGCUCGGUCCCGGGCGGCCAUCCGCCGGGCGGCUCGCGCGACGCCGCCGUCCGACGAGAGCAUCCGCCGCCGCGGCUCAGCCUCCACGGUCGUCGCCGCGGCGGGCGACGACGACUACGUGCCGCGCGGCGCCAUCUACCGCAACGCGCGUGCAUUCCACAGGAGCUACGUGGAGAUGGAGAGGAGGUUCAAGAUCUGGACGUACAGGGAAGGGGAGCCGCCGGUGGCGCACAUCGGGCCGGGCACCGACAUCUACUCCAUCGAGGGGCAGUUCAUGUACGAGAUGGACGACCCGCGGAGCCGCUUCGCCGCGCGGCGCCCCGACGACGCCCACGCCUUCCUCCUCCCCAUCAGCGUCUGCAACCUCGUCCACUACGUCUACCGCCUCAACGCCACCGGCGACCUCGCGCCGCUGCGUGGCCUCGUCGCCGACUACGUCCGCGUCGUCGCCGAGCGCUACCCCUACUGGAACCGCUCCCGCGGCGCCGACCACGUCAUCGUCUCCUGCCACGACUGGGCGCCGAUGGUGACCAGCGCGCACCGGCAGCUGUACGGCAACGCGAUCCGGGUGCUGUGCAACGCCAACACGUCGGAGGGGUUCAGGCCGCGGAAGGACGCGACGCUGCCGGAGGUAAACCUCGCCGACGGCGUCCUCCGGCGCCCGACCGCGGGGCUACCGCCGGAGAACCGCACCACGCUCGCCUUCUUCGCCGGCGGCAGGCACGGCCACAUCCGCGAAUCGCUCCUACGGCACUGGCUGAUCGGGAACAAGGGCGGCGCCGCCGCCGACGGCGACGGCGACGGGGACAUGCGCGUCCACGAGUACCUCCCCGCCGGCGAGGACUACCACGCGCAGAUGGCCGCCGCGCGGUUCUGCCUGUGCCCGAGCGGCUUCGAGGUGGCCAGCCCGAGGGUGGUGGAGUCCGUGUUCGCCGGGUGCGUGCCGGUGAUCAUCUCGGAGGGCUACCCGCCGCCGUUCGGCGACGUGCUGGACUGGGGCAAGAUGUCGGUGGCCGUGCCGGCGGCGAGGAUACCGGAGCUGAGGGCCAUCCUGCGGCGGGUGUCGGAGCGGAGGUACCGGGUGCUGCGCGCCCGGGUGCUGCAGGCGCAGCGCCACUUCGUGCUCCACCGCCCGGCGCGCCGGUUCGACAUGAUCCACAUGGUGCUCCACUCCAUCUGGCUCAGGCGGCUCAACGUCAGGCUCCCCUACUGAUGAUCAGUCGAUGCUGUCGAUUAUUUAUCUGCGUGUAACAUGUGUGUAAUAUGUUUUUCCUCGACGAUAUCAUCAUUAAUUUUUAAUUUUCGGUAUGUUCAAAAAUAGAUAGUAAAGUGUUUUUCAGCAUGCUCGUUGCCCCCCCUUGGUAAAGGGGAAGCUAUUUUCAUCCCUCGAGGGGAUAUCGAGGUCCCCUCGUUGGUAAAGGGACAAUUACUUGGGAGGAACGUCUUGCAAAAAGGCAAAAACCAAAUAUAUCAACAUAUGUCCACA
This is a messenger RNA of Oryza sativa Japonica Group (Japanese rice), 2271 nucleotides long. The record is from RefSeq and is a predicted model, not a curated record. NCBI's taxonomy places the organism in Eukaryota, Viridiplantae, Streptophyta, Magnoliopsida, Poales, Poaceae.